AUGGUUCUGAGUGAGGAUUUUAAAUAUGUAAAGUUAAAUAACGGCAUAUCAAUGGACAAUGAAUUAGAAGAUAACUUAUUUAAAUUCAAUAUUUUAUCAAGGAUUUGAAAUGUCCUGUAUUGGAGAAAAGAAAGUUUGCUUGGGAUUUGUAUUACUUCGAUACGCUGUUACGAGGUCGUGGUUGUAUCACAUUAGAAGAAAAAGAAGCGGUAAACGCUGUUGAAACUUCAUUCAAAAAAUUUGUGAAACCACGAUUUGAUGUUCUUCCAAAGCAAUGUAUCCAUGGUGAUAUCAACGAUGCGAAUAUACUUGUCCACACCAAUCCUGGUACGAAUGAGUUGGAAGUCACUGGUUUAAUUGAUUUUGGAGAUGUGAAUUAUACUUGCCGAGUUUUUGAUAUUGCCAUCGCCGCAGCUUACAUGAUGACUGUAGCCGAAGACAACGGAAUUAAAGCUGCCGCCAACACGGUCGCUGGCUUUCAUGACAAAUGUCCACUAACACAAGAUGAAAGUGAUGUUAUCUUUUGCUGUAUUAAAGCCAGACUGUGCCAGAGCGGUUGUUUUGGCGCACAUUCCAGCAAGGUGUAUCCAGAUAAUGCUAAAUAUUUGUCAUAUAGUGCAACCAAAGCGUUGAAAAUCGUAGCAACUCUAGAGGACAUUACUAACGAAGAUUUUGAUAAAAGUUGGAGAGAUCUUUGCAAGAACUGA
This is a messenger RNA of Paramuricea clavata, 707 nucleotides long. The record is from the annotation of a GenBank genome assembly. Lineage: Eukaryota; Metazoa; Cnidaria; Anthozoa; Malacalcyonacea; Plexauridae.